Messenger RNA from Clonostachys byssicola, 8312 nucleotides. NCBI's taxonomy places the organism in Eukaryota, Fungi, Ascomycota, Sordariomycetes, Hypocreales, Bionectriaceae. The record is from the annotation of a GenBank genome assembly.
AUGGACUCGAUUGCCAUCAUCGGGUACUCAUUCAAGCUCCCCGGAGCGGCUGAGGAUGACGCAUCCUUGUGGGAUAUGCUGGAGCACGGCCGGAAUGUCAUGUCCCCCUGGCCAAAAUCGAGGACGAAUGUUGAUGCAUUCUACGAUCCAGAAUCGUCAAGACCCAACACGGUGCGAUCGCCACCUACUCCAUAGAUCAGUCGAUCGAACUAUUGCUAAUUUGACGUGCAUAGCUUCACCACAAGGGAGCGCACUUCGUCGAUGGAGACCUCACAGCGUUCGAUGCGCCUUUUUUCGCCAUGUCCUCGAGGGAGGCCACCUCUAUGGACCCCCAGCAGCGAUGGCUGUUGGAAGCAUCAUAUCGAGCAUUCGAAAAUGGUGAGUUCCAUCAUGCCGAAAUUCUGGAAUUGACCCUGUACUGACUGGAUCUCUAGCUGGAAUCCCGGCUGAAAAAGUCGCCGGCACAGAGACAUCGGUCUUCGCGGCCUCCAUGGGCACAGAUUUUAUGAACAUUGUCUCCAAGGAUGCCGACACAGCCCCGGUCAACACGGCCACCGGAACCACGGCCUCGUUCUUGGCCAGCAGAUUGAGUUGGUAUUUCGAUCUCAAGGGACCUAGCAUGCAGGUCAACACCGCAUGUUCGACCAGCAUGAUCGCCAUCGAUCUGGCAUGCCAGUCUCUGCGAAGCAACCAAUGCUCCAUGGUUAGUACAAUGUUCCCACCCAAAAGUCGGAGCUGCAGGGACCUUGUAUUGACGUGGACACUUUUCUUCCCCCUGCGCAGUCCCUGGUUGCAGGAGCCAAUAUCCUGAUCGAUGCCGAGUGCUCUAUGUUCUUGAAUAACAUGGGUUUCCUGUCCCCAGACAGUCUCUGCUACAGCUUCGAUGAGCGAGCCAACGGCUAUGCCAGAGGUGAGGGUGUCAUCGUAGUUCUCUUGAAGAGAUUACCAGACGCGAUCCGAGAUGGCGACACGAUUCGUGCUGUCAUUCGGGGCACAGACACAAACCAAGAUGGACACACUCCUGGUAUCACGAUGCCAAGUGCUUCUUCUCAGGAGGCACUGAUCCGGAAGGUGUACAAGACCAAUGGACUGAGUUUUGACCAAACACGCUACAUUGAAGCUCACGGUAAGCACCAAAUGUUCUAGAUGAGCCUUAUUUAUUUGAUACUAACAUGUAUAUUCAGGUACUGGUACCCAAAUCGGAGACACGAUUGAGACGUCUGCAGUUGGUCGAGUGUUUCGACAUAGCCGCUCUCCAGAAGAACCACUUUAUGUGUAUGUAUCUCAAAAAUACCUACCUCAUGCUAACGGUGUUCUAAUUGUGAUAAAGGGGCUCUAUCAAAGCAAAUGUCGGCCAUCUUGAAGGAGGCAGCGGUUUGGCCGGAAUUAUUAAGGGUAUCCUAAUGCUCGAAAAGGGACUCAUUCCACCUAACGCCAACUUUGAGAAAUUGAACCCCAAAAUUAACGCCAAACUGUACAACAUCAAGGUGAGCUCAACAACUUUAAUUCCACUUAUUCUCAAGUUCUAGAUAUUCAAAUGGAUAGUAACUAACUAUGCUCAUGUGCAGAUCCCUACCUCGCUUGUUCCAUGGCCCAGCAAGGGGCUGCGCCGCAUUGGCAUCAACUCAUUUGGGUUUGGUGGUUCAAACGGUCAUGUAAUCAUGGAUGAUGCCUACCAUGUUCUCGAAAGUUUGGGUCAAAAGGCAAAUCACCAUACAAUAGUCGAUGUCCCUUCACCUGCUACGAAUGGCAAUGGGCAUGUCAAUGGUGACAAGCCCGCCGCCGAAGCAGCUACAAAUGGCAACGGUCAUGAAGCCACAAACGGUCAUGAAGCCACAAACGGACAUGUUGAGGUGACUGAGACUGUUGCGAAUGGAAAUGGUCAUGAGGCUGUGAUUGGACAUGCUAAGGAAGUUGAGACGGCUACGAAUGGUAAUGGGCAUGAAGCCGUGAACGGACAUGCCACCACAACUGCUCCUGAUAUCCCGCCUUCCGACCUCAAGCUUUUGGUAUGGAGUGCUAAAGACGAAGCUGCCUUGAAGCGCGUACUUCAACAAUACUCUAAGCACUAUGAAGUUGCUGGCCUCGACCAAGACCUGGAGGCCUUGGCUUACACUCUUUCCCAGAGGCGAAGCAUAAUGAGCUGGAAGUCUUUUACAGUAACUAACAGCAAAACCGGUCCUGCAGCUAUCUCGAAGAGCGUUUCGAGCUCGACACGAUCAUCUAGGCAGUCCACUUUGGCGUUCGUCUUCACGGGACAGGGUGCUCAGUACGCCAAGAUGGGUCUUGAGCUAAUUCAGUACCCUGUUUUCAAGUCAACUUUGGAACAAAUCGGCGGAAUCUUCACUCACUUGGGAGCCGAGUGGUCGCUUUUCGGUGAGUACCAGUCAACAUCCCAAUCUCUAUGCUUCAUCGCGAUUUGAUGAUGCGAGUUAACCAAGAAAUCUAUCAUUCUAACUAUGUAAUGUAGACAAACUUCAGAGCAAGGACGAAAUAAGCAAGCCUCAGUACAGUCAACCGCUCUGCACAGCUCUUCAAAUAGCGCUGAUUGAGCUGCUUGAAUCCUUCAACAUUACCCCUUCCGCCGUCGUGGGUCAUUCGUCAGGAGAGAUUGCUUCCGCAUACUGUGCUGGUGCUCUGUCUCUUGAAUCUGCGUGUAAAGUGGCGUACCAUCGCGGUAGGCUCGCUGGGCAGCUUGUUGCGACUUUGAGUGCAACACCUGGAGCUAUGAUGUCGGCCAAUCUUCAGGAAGAUGAGGUCGAGGAGUAUCUUUCAAAGGUUCCCCUCAAGUCGACUGUGCACAUUGCUUGCGUCAACAGUCCCACCAACGUCACUCUCUCCGGAGAUGAAGCCGACAUUGACAUCUUGAAGGAGUACCUGGAUGAGUCCAGCAUCUUCGCUCAGAAGCUGAAGACAGGCGUGGCAUAUCACUCUCCCGCUAUGCAAUCGAUCGCCGAUGAGUAUCUCCAGUCCCUCGGUGACUUGCAAGAGGGAGACGCCCGCCGAGGAGAUAUCCUGAUUGUUUCAUCUGUCACUGGACAGAAGGAGGCACGCUCGCAGUUCACAGAGGCUAGCUACUGGGUAGAGAACCUGACGUCGCAAGUUCGAUUCAGUGAUGCGCUCCAGUAUAUUGCUGUUGCGGCCCCUGAGGCGGAUGGACUCGCCUCGAUCACUGACUACCUCGAAGUCGGACCGCACGCAGCUCUGAAGCGGCCGGUCAGUGACACUCUUACCCCAGUCGACAACAAGAAAGGCUGGAAAUACUCCUCUCUCCUUUCAAGACUUGAGUCCCCAGUCAAGUCCGUGCUGGAAUCGGUCGGUCGCCUCUUCUCCCAAGGGUUCCCGGUGUCAGUUCUCGCCGCCAACCAACAGCAAGACCUUCCCCAACCUGUUCCCUUCCUCACCAACACUCCUCAGUAUCCUUUUGACCACUCUCAGACCUACUGGCAUGAGUCGCGCAUCAGCCGGCAAUGGCGGCAACGCGAGGCCACAAAAGGCAGCCUUAUCGGUUUCCGCUCAGCUGACUGGAACCCCCUCGAGCCACGUUGGCGUAAGAUUCUCAGUGUAGAGGAGAUGCCCUGGCUCGCGGAUCACGUUGUCGAGGAGACCAUCUAUCUCCCUGCGACAGGAUCACUGGUCAUGGCUCUCGAGGCUGUCAAUGAGAUGGAAGAGAGGCCCCAGGCUAUAUCCGGUUACAGGAUCAAGGACGCAACCUUCAAAGCCCCGAUCGUCAUUCCCGCCGACGAGGGUAAGGCUGAGGUUGUGACGCAGCUGCGCCGGCUCCAGUUGGCGCAUACCAAGACCACGCCUCGUUACGAGGUUAAGCUGUUUACCUGCGCUGACGAUUACUGGAAUGAAUGCUUGAGUGUCACCAUCUUCGUUGAAUACAAAGAUGUGGCUCCGAAUGAAGUAGACGGAGGACAAGAAGCCGUCAUUGCCGCUGAGGCACUAGCCCGCACAUUCGCCAGUGCGGAUGACCUGUGCAAGGACACUAUCGAGACAGAAACUUUCUACAACUGGCAUAAGGAGCAGGGCCUUAAGUAUGGUGACGCCUUCUUGUUGGCUGACCACCUCCGCUGGAAUGGUGAGGAUCUUGCGAUGUCCACCGUUGACGUUGCGCCUCCUGCAGAACCAUACAAGGGUAUCUUCCACCCGGCAGUGCUUGACGCUUCUUGCCAAAUGUGCUUCAUCUCGCCCUCGCAGGGAAUGGUGAAGAAACUGCCCACCAUCAUCCCCCACAAGAUCUCAUCCGCCUGGCUCUCCGCAACUGGCUGGCAGUAUCCCGAUACGAACCGCAUAAGGACCAUGGCCAAGUCCAAGGUCAAGACCACUUCCAUGGGAGUUGAAGCUUCAUUCAUUGUCGUAGGAGAUGACGGCAAGCCACUUUGCCACGUAGAGCAUGUGGACAUGCACCCCGUUAAGGGCGAAGAUGAGGCAGCCAGCACAGACGUGCCGAAGUUGCUUCACGGUAUCGACUGGAAGCCUCAGCUGUCACUUCUUAAGCCUGACCAGCUGCAGAAAUUCUGCAAUGUCGAUCACUUUGAUGAUGAUGAGACCGAAGCAGCCAGGUACUGCGUCAGGCUCAAGAAUGUCUGCUUGGCGGCCAUGAAGUUCCACAUGAAGGAGAUGCAAGAGACAGACUGGUCCAAGGCGCCAUCCCAUAUGAAGCAGUUUGUCGCUUGGAUGGAAAGAGAACUCGGAAGGAAUACUGUUGAGACCCUAACCGCUGAAGAGCUAGCCAAGGAGCUGGACGUGGUGCGCGAGAUGCGACCAGCAGCCAGAAUGUUCAUCGAGAUCGCCGAGAAGCUUGCAUCAAUCGUCAGCGGCGAGACAGACAUUGUCGGUCUCUUGUUCUCGACUUCCCUGGCCCAGGACCUCUACGACACGCUCUUUGAGCGCAUGGACAACCCCAAGCUUGAGUCAUACGUCCAGCUCCUGGCGCACGAAGUCCCCGAGCAGAAGAUCCUCGAAGUCGGUGCUGGCACAGGUGGCAUGACGAGCGUUCUCCUGUCUUACCUUGAUCGCGUCGAAGAGCGCACCGGCGGAACUGCCUUCUCAGAGUACGCCUACAGUGACAUCUCUACUGGAUUCUUCGACAAAGCUCUGAAGCGCUUUGCCAAGUUCCAAGAUCGCAUGACUUUCAAGACGUUCGAUCUUGAGAAGGAUCCCCUCACCCAAGGAUGGCAGGCACGAUCUUACGAUGUCAUCUUUGCUGGCAGUGUCAUCCAUGCUACUCGUAACCUCAACAAUACCAUACAGAACCUCCAGAAACUCCUGAAGCCAGGCGGCAAGCUGAUAAUGCAUGAGACUACAGCCGAGGAGUGUUUCCAGAUCUCAUUUGGCUUCGGUCCCUUGUCUGGUUGGUGGCUGAGCGAGGAGGACUACCGUCCGUGGGGUCCGAUCAUCACGGUUCCCGAAUGGGAUAGAGUGCUCAAAGAGAAUGGGUUCUCUGGAAACGACAUGGUCAUCAAGGACUUCCAGAGUGAUGACGCCUACUGGGGUAGUAUGAUCAUGACUACUCUUGGCCAGCCGGCGGGCAGCGAGCUUCAAGAGACCGAGAUCCUGCUUGUGGUAGAUGAAGCAGACAGCUACAAGGUGAACCUGGCUUCAUUAAUCGUUGAUGUAUGGGCUGCCAAUGGCCGGGGAUACAAGCCCAAGACUGUUUCUCUGGGACAAUUGGAUGACAUAACCCUUUGUUCGACAAAGUAUGAGCACGUUGUAUUUUUGGGAGAAGAGGGCUCUGCCUACUUAGCCAAUCUGUCCGAGGCAGCUUUCGGCAAGCUUAGGGCGUUCAUCAAUGCUUCAAAGAACAUAUUGUGGGUAUCUACAGUUGAUGGCAGCGAUCCUUCCGUGUCUGCUUAUGCCGGACUCAAGGAUGGUUUCCUUCGAACUCUUCGCUCAGAGUAUCAAGGAAAGCGCAUCGUGUCACUCACUUUGCCCGACACGCCUUUGCCCGAGUCAUCUGCCGCAGACAAGAUUGUGUCUGUCUUUGCAUCCGCAUUUGACCUUCUGUCUCCAGAAGAUGAAUACUUGGUCAAGGAUGACUUGGUCCUGACUGGUAGGGUGAUCCAGGAAGUAGCCCUGAACCAAAAUAUGGGAUCCUCGGUUGUUCCUCAAAUAAAGAAGGAGAGCUGGCUCCCUGGACCCCCACUGAAGGUCGACGUAUUGAAACGUGGAUCGAUUGAUACCUUAAGCUUUGUUGAGGACCCCGAAUACUAUGAGCCUCUCAAGCCAAAGGAGGUCGAAGUUGAAGCCAAAGCUUGGAGUGUCAAUUUCCGUGACAUUUUCCUCGCCCUCGGCCGUCUCGAGGACGCGGAAGGUAUGGGAUCAGACUGCGCCGGUAUCGUCUCCAGAGUCGGCUCCGAGGUCACGGCCUUCAAACCCGGCGAUCGUGUUAUCAUGGGCAGCACUGGAUGCAUGAAGAUGUUUGCCCGAGAUGAGGAGGGCUGCAUUACCAUGAUGCCGGAUUCCUUGUCAUUCGAGGGUGCAUGCAGUAUCCUGAAUGGAGGUUCUACCUCGUACUACGCUCUUGUCGAGGUCGCUCGCCUGCAGAAGGGUGAGAAGAUUCUCAUCCACGCAGGGUCGGGUGCUACUGGCCAGCUCGCGAUCCAGAUCGCUCAGAUGGUUGGAGCCGAGGUGUUCACCACAGUCGGCUACGAUCACAAGAAGCGUCUCCUCAUGGAUGAGUACCACAUCCCAGAGGAUCACAUCUUCUACAGCCGUGACACGAGCUUUGCCAAGGGUGUGAAGCGAGUGACCAACGGCUACGGCGUUGACGUUGUGCUCAACUCACUUGCCGGAGACGGACUGAUCGCAUCAUGGGAGUGUAUCGCUCCUCACGGACGGUUCAUCGAGAUCGGCAAGUCAGACAUCCACAACAACUCAUCCCUGCCCAUGGCCUACUUCGCCAAGAAUGUAACCUUCUCCGCGGUCGAUCUGCGCCAUGUGGCACAGUGCCGAAAGGAUAUCUCGGCGAAAUUGCUUCCUGGGUUGAUGGUCUUGGCUGAGCAAGGCAAGGUCUAUCCCUGCAAGCCGACUGUAACGUACGGGCUUGAGGAAAUCCAUGAUGCCUUCCGAUUGCUCCAGAGCGGAAAGAAUACUGGCCGAAUCGUGGUCAAGAUUGAUCCCGCUGCUAAGGUUGAGGUAAGUACCCAGAGAAUGAUAAGUAGUUGAACAGAUUCGCUAACCCCUUGACAGAAACACCUCAUCAACCGUAGACUGUGGACUUUCCCAGAGAAUGCCACAUAUCUGAUCGCAGGAGGCCUCGGAGGUAUCGGACGCUCCAUUCUUACGUGGAUGGCCAGCAAGGGAGCUAAGAACCUCGUUGUCCCUACACGAUCCGGAGCAUCAUCUGAAGCAGCGGCCGAGACAGUCAAGGCUUUGACUGAACAAGGCGUAAAUAUCUUGACGCCAAAAUGCGAUGUUACAUCGAAGGAAUCACUCUCUCAGUUGCUUGAAGAGGUCAAGACUACUAUGCCGCCAAUCCGAGGAUGCAUCAACGCAGUCAUGGUGCUGCAGGAUUCAGUAUAUGAGAACAUGACUCACGCACAGUGGGAUACAGCCGUCCGCUCAAAGGUUGGCUCCUCGGUAAACCUCCACAACCUUCUGGGUGAUGGUCUAGACUUCUUCAUCCUCCUUUCCUCGGGUGCUGGUAUCGUCGGAAACAUCAGUCAGUCCAACUACGCAGCCGGAUCAACAUUCCAGGAUGCCUUGGCUCGUUACCGUGUAUCCAAGGGCCAGCGCGCAACAGCCAUCGACUUAGGUCUGAUGCGAACUAUUGGUAUCGUCGCUGAAACGGAGACACUACAAAGGAACUUUGAGAGGUCAAUCGGACUCGCCCAGAUUGAAGAAGAUGAGUUCUUGACGCUGAUGGAUAUUUGCUGCAAUCCUGUGGAAUCCAAGAUCGAAAACAAGAGCCAAAUGACUGUUGGACUCAUUACACCAGCAGACAUGCUUGCAGCUGGAGUAGAGGUCGCCGAAAUGCUACAGCGACCGCUAUUCUCCUACUUCAGCCGCCCACGCGGUCUCGCGUCUUCCGGCAACGUUGCAGAUACCGUGAACUUUGCAGCUUUGUUCAGGCAGGCCACAUCAGCUGAGGAGCGUGCCGGCAUUGUCACAGAAGCUCUGGCGACUAAGCUGGCCAGGGCCCUGUCGAUGAAGGUUGAGGACAUUGAGACCGACCAACCAAUCUACAGUUAUGGAGUGGACUCAUUGGUGGCCAUUGAACUGCGGAAUUGGAUAUCAAAGGAGUUCGGCGCAGAUGUGCCGGUCUUCGAAAUCAUUGGAGGAAAGUCAGUGUCGGCACUCGGUGA